AUAAAGAUAGCCAUGGCCCCUUCCACCAUUUCUCAUCCAAUCUUUCUAGCUUCUGUUUAUAUCAUAUCAAGCAACUUUGAAACCAUAAUUUGUAUUAACAUAAGAGAAAAUGUCGGGAAAGGAUAGAGGGCUGCACUACCCACACAAUAAUAGUUAUUGCUAUCCUCCGCCAGCAGCGGCUUACCCUCCCCCGCAAGGGUAUCCACCGCCAGCGGCGGUGUAUCCUCCUAGUGGAUACCCACACUCUUCAGCUUAUCCCCAACCCUAUUCUUCUACCUACCACUCUUCAGGUUAUCCUACACACCACUCAUCAGGGAGAUAUGGAUCUAGCAGCCAUGCUGUGCCGAUGGUAGUGGAAGGUUUGGUGGCGGCAGCGGCGGGAUAUGGCGCCGGUCGUUAUCACUCCGGGCACGGCGGCGGUCACUAUGGAUAUGGCGGCGGUGGCGGACACUAUUACGGUCAUGGAAAGUUCAAGCGUGGGAAGUUUGGGAAGCAUGGAAAGUUUGGAAAGCAUGGGAAAUAUGGCGGCAUGUUCGGAGGAGGAAAAUUCAAGAAGUGGAAGUGAUCUUUCGAUCCUAGCCACCUUUCAUGGCCGCCGGCCGCCGGCACCGCCUCUACUGUAAUAACAUUAUUUUCUUAAUUAUAAUAUAUAUAUGUUCCAAUAAUUUCUAUGAAAGAAUAAUAAACUUUAAUUCCAUGAUUGUA
This is a messenger RNA of Ipomoea nil (Japanese morning glory), 705 nucleotides long. Its product is annotated as glycine-rich cell wall structural protein-like. NCBI's taxonomy places the organism in Eukaryota, Viridiplantae, Streptophyta, Magnoliopsida, Solanales, Convolvulaceae. The record is from RefSeq and is a predicted model, not a curated record. The transcript has 3 exons. The coding region runs from base 110 to 565 and encodes 151 amino acids.